Molecule: messenger RNA, 3968 nt
Organism: Prosopis cineraria
Lineage: Eukaryota; Viridiplantae; Streptophyta; Magnoliopsida; Fabales; Fabaceae
Product: disease resistance protein UNI-like
Exons: 4
Coding region: 249-3338 (1029 amino acids)
Molecular function (GO): ADP binding
Source: RefSeq, a predicted model, not a curated record
UCCAGCUGUAACUUCAUCUUUCUUUCAUCUGCUCUACGGACAACACUCCACUCUUCAUCAUUAUUUUCGACUUCCCAGUUCACCAUCUUUGUGUUUGGUUCUGUUUUUGGAUCAGCGACUUCAGCAGAGAGACACAGUGAGAGAUCAUCAGAUCUGUAAUUCCAGUAUUUCCUUCCUUACUCUAUCUCUGUCUCCAGCUUCAAGAAGAGAGAUCGCAAGGAAAUAUCAUUUGUUAUUUCCCUUUUGUAAUGUAUCAGGAAAUAUCAUUUGUUGAAAUGACAGAGGUAGUUAUCGCAGUUGCUGCCAAAGUCUCAGAAUAUUUGGUGGGUCCUGCUAUUCAUCUUGGAUAUUACUUGUUUUGUGUUGGCAAACUCACCAGAAAGCUUAAGAAAGAGAAGGAGAAGCUGAUAUCAAGAAAAGAUGAUGUGACUCGGCGUGCAGAGGAAGCAGAGAAGAGAACUGAGAAGAUUGAACCUGCAGUGGAGAAGUGGUUGCAAGAAGUACAAAGUUUGCUACAAGAUGUGGAGAAUGAUCUGAAGAAAUUAAAGAGAGCCAAUGGUCACUUCUGUGAAUUUUGUCCAAGUUGGAGAAGAUAUAGAUUGAGCAAGCAAUUAGAGAAGAAGAUACAAAGAAUGAUUGAGCUCAACAACAACAGCACAUUUGAGAAAUUUUCUCGUCUUGCUUCCCUUCCAACAAAUAUUACCUCCACAACAGAUAUUAUGUUCUUUGAAUCCAAUCAAUGGGCUUUUGAUAAACUUUUGGAGGCAUUGAAGGACGACAACUGUCACAUAAUAUGCUUAGAUGGGAUGGGGGGAUGUGGCAAAACAACCCUUGCAAAAGAAGUCGGCAAAAGAGCUCUAGAAUUUAAACUCUUUGAUAAAGUUGUUUUCACUGUUGUGUCCCAAACCAUUACUGUUGGCAAGGUGCAAGAUGACAUUGCUGAUGUAUUGGGUUUGAGUCCUUGGCAAGAAGCAAGUAAGGAUGGGAGGGCAAAACGAUUAUCAUUGGGAUUCCAAAAUGGGGGCAGAAUUCUUGUUAUAUUGGAUGAUGUUUGGAGAGAGUUGAAUCUUGAAGACUUUGGUAUCCCUUCAGAUGGCAACCUUAAAGGUUGCAAAAUCCUUUUAACUACACGUGUCCGUGAUCUUUGUUCUUUGAUGAAUGGUCAAAAGAAUGUUUCACUGGAUCUCUUAUCACCACAAGAAGCAUGGGUUUUCCUUCAAAAGAAAGCAGGUAUAGCUGAGGACUCUUCAUUAAAUAGUGUGGCGCAAGAGGUUGCUGCUGAAUGCGGAGGACUGCCCAUAGCAAUUCAAGCUAUCGCAACAACUUUGAAAGCAAAGCCUCUUGAUAGUUGGAAAGAUGCUUUAUAUAAACUAAAGCACUCCGAACCUAUUGAAGUUCAUUUGGAUGACAAAGAUGCUUUUAAAUGCAUUCAAUAUAGUUAUGAUGUUUUGAGGAGUGAAAAAGCACGUCGUCUUUUCUUGAUGUGUUGUAUUUUUCCAGAAGAUCAUGAGAUCAAAAGAGAAGACCUUUUCUUAUAUGGAGUGGGGUUGGGCUUGUUCGGGGAAAAUGGUUCAUUUGAUGAUUUAAGGAGCAGAGUGAAUGCAACUUUAGAUCAUCUCCUUGAUUAUUCUUUGUUGAUGAAUUCUGAUAUAGGAGAUGGUUGCUUCAAAAUCCAUGAUGUUGUACUUGAUUUUGCUAAAUGGAAGGCAUCCCAAGAGGAUUGGUUUGUCAUUGUUGAUCAUGAGAAGGGGAUAAAUUCCUUGGCAUUGGAUGGGACUGCAAAAACCUGUUCUGCAAUAUCUACAUGGGACAUUGAAGAGGAUCAAUUUCCUCAACAAUUUGACUACCCAAAGCUUGAGAUUCUAUUGCUCAAUUCAACUAAUUCCUUGGAUUUGUCUCAAGCAUCAUUUGAAGGCAUCAAAGGAGUCAAAGUUAUGGCCUUGAUUAAACAAUUUUAUCAUGUGACGCCUUUGUCAUUGCCACAAUCAACCAACUGGUUGACUAAUCUUCAAACCUUACGUUUGGUGGGAUAUGAUUUAGGUGACAUCUCAUUUGUGAUUCAUUUAAAAAGACUUGUGAUUCUUGAUUUGCAUUGGAGUACUUUCAAGUCAUUGCCAGAAGGAAUAGAAGAAUUGAAAAAAUUGAAGAUGCUAGAUCUAAGGGAGUGCUCCAUUAUUGAAAAUUUUGAUGAAGUGAUUGGAAGGUGCUCGCAACUUGAAGAAUUAUAUGUGUGUGGAGAUAGAGCAUUUGUUGGAAAAAAUGUUGAUUCUCAAGCAUCCCUUUUGGAGGGCGCUUCUUUUCAAAAAUUGUGUAGGUAUGAAUUACAAAUGGGGAAUAUAGAAGAUGAUUCCAAUUUCCGAGUAGAAAGAUAUCGAUCAUGUCUAUACUUUGGAGAGUUAUAUACAUCCAACAUAAGUACAAGUGUCAAGAAUUUGAUAGCGAAAGCCGAAGGCAUUCAUUUGCAAAACCUUCAUGGAGGCUGCAAAAGUAUCUUCCCAGAAUUUGUUGAAGUUGUGGGAAUCAUGACUAGUCUGAUUGAAUUGGUUCUUUUUGAUUGUCACGAGAUCGAGUUCUUCAUUUGUUUAACUCCAACCCAAGUUUCUCGUUUCCAUUUUGAUAGGGUGUUCUCGAUGUUGGUCAAGUUGAGACUAUACAAUAUGAACAAUCUCAAACAUGUGUGUUGUGGUUCUCUUCCGCCGAACAUUUUUCAAAAAUUGGAACAAGUGGAUAUAUGGGAAUGCCUUCAUUUGAUCAGUAUAUUUCCUGAGGAGUGCAAUCUUCAGAACUUGCGGGAACUUGACAUCCAGGGAUGUCCAAUGUUGACAUCACUCUUUUCAAUGUCAGUUGCUCAAUCUCUAUCCCAAUUAGAAGAAAUAACAAUAAAAAGAUGUUCAAACUUGAGGCAUAUAAUAAUGAAUGAUGAACAUAAUGCCACGGAUGGAAGGCAAGAAAUAUUUCAAGCAUCAGAAUGUUUGAAUUCCAUGUUCCCCAAAUUGAUGAGCUUGACUGUAGAAGGUUGUGACAAUCUGGAAUAUGUGCUUCCAAUUUAUUGUGCUCAAGGCCUCUCGCAACUGCAAAGGAUAAACAUUGCAAAUGCUUCUCUGAUGAAGUAUGUAUUUGGCAGGCAUGUUACUGGGGGUCUUUCAACCAAUCAGAAUGAGAUACAAAUUGUGCUUCCACAACUACAAAAGAUGGUUCUUGAGCACCUCAUGAGUCUCGUCAGCAUCUGUCCAGAAAAUUAUUUUCCAAAUUUGUCAUCCUUAAAGGAAAUUACAUGGACGAAUUGUCCCAAGUUGGCAAAUAUGGGAUUACUUGGAGUUAUAAUGAAUGUGAAAUGAGUAAUGAAGUGCUUCGCACUAGAAAUUGUGAAGUAAUAGUUUAUUCCAUCAUGAGGGUGAUAAUGAUCUUCAAGCAGAGCCACCAGCCUUGAAAUUAGAGAGAAAGUUGAUUUGGAAUAUUUUCCAAUCCAAAGUAUCAUAGAGAGAGUGUGAUCAAUUCCCCAAGUUCUAAGCCUUAGUUAUCUUGAAACCAUAAGAUUGAGUCAGUGUCAAAAGUUGAAAUGCGUCUUCCCUGCAUUCAUUCAUACAAGCUUUCCAUAUUGGCUUGGCUUUCAAUAACUGAAUGUGAGGAGUUGGGAGAGAUUUUUCAAAGAAUGAAGAGCUUCAAAAACCAUACAUGGUUCAAGAGUGUUUUCCAAAACUUAAGAGACAUAACUCUGGCUAGAUGUGGAAAGCUGAAAUGUGUCAUUCCCACGAUGAUUCACAGAAACUUUCCAAAUCUGAUAAAACUUUCCAUAAAAAAAUGUGAGAAUUUGGAGGAGAUUUUUGCAGAGAAUGGAGAGCUUCAAAAUCCAAUGAGGUUUCAAGAGUGUUUUCAAAAGCUUAUGGAGUUAGGUGUCCAUGAAUGCCCAAAGCUAAAAUGUAUAUUUCCUGUAAGAAUGGCCAAAUAUUUCCCAGAAUUACGUUUUC